Molecule: messenger RNA, 694 nt
Organism: Pyrus x bretschneideri (Chinese white pear)
Lineage: Eukaryota; Viridiplantae; Streptophyta; Magnoliopsida; Rosales; Rosaceae
Product: transcription factor CPC-like
Exons: 3
Coding region: 236-466 (76 amino acids)
Biological process (GO): cell differentiation
Cellular component (GO): nucleus
Molecular function (GO): transcription cis-regulatory region binding
Source: RefSeq, a predicted model, not a curated record
CCUUUGUCUUCCUAUCUCAUCUCACCUCCCAUUCUUCACCUAUCCUAUCCAUCAUCAUGCACAACAUUGUCUUUCGAGGAUUCUUCCUCCUAUUUAUACGACUUCGACAACUGCCUUCAAUUUCAAACACAGUUUCCUGCACUGCUUGCUUUUUUUUCUAUAUAUUCGCCCAUAUAUAUAAACCCUAGUUGUUGAAAUUUUGGCGGCUCCAAUUUUUUUCAUAUUUUCAACUCCGAUGGCUGACUUGGAUCACUCCCACUCCACUUCUGACGACAACUCUGUGGAUUCUAGAGAGGAAAGUAGUCAAGACUCUAAGCUUGAAUUUUCAGAAGAUGAGGAAACUCUAAUCACUAGGAUGUUUAAUCUGGUUGGUGAGAGGUGGUCUCUGAUUGCUGGCAGAAUCCCUGGAAGAUCAGCAGAGGAGAUUGAAAAGUACUGGACUUCAAGAUACUCGACAAGUGAAUGAAGUGCCAAAAACAAUGAAUGGUUCAAUGGUGUCUCUCUCUCUCUCUCUCUCUCUCUCCCUAUUAGAGCAGAAAAUUUUGGGGGUGUGGUUAACAAUGUUUGGGGUGUACUUAAUAUGCAUGGGUUGUUUUUUCCAGUUGCUUAAACAAGGAAGCUAAUGGGGUCUGCAAGUGCCCAUCUCUCUGUACAAUAGUUAUUGGUUUAAUGAUGUUUGGGUUUUCAGUUUUAA